Molecule: messenger RNA, 1005 nt
Organism: Trichoderma gamsii
Lineage: Eukaryota; Fungi; Ascomycota; Sordariomycetes; Hypocreales; Hypocreaceae
Exons: 2
Coding region: 1-1005 (334 amino acids)
Source: RefSeq, a predicted model, not a curated record
AUGCCGCUCAUCAUUCUCACGGGUCUGCCUACGUCGGGCAAGUCGACGCGGGCGAAGCAACUACAUGAUUAUCUUACCGCUCGCAUAGCCGGAACCAAGUACCGGCUGCAUCUGGUAUCAGACGACUCUCUUUCGAUAUCACGGACAGUAUACGAUCUCUCUACGGUGCCGGUGCACGCAAGAUCGGCAAAUGCGAGCGAAAAGAAUGCCAGAGCAGCCAUCUACGGAGCUGUAAAGAGAGUUUUGAGCGACAAAGACAUUGUUAUUCUGGAUGGACUGAACUACAUCAAAGGCUGGCGGUACCAGCUACACUGUGAAGCGAAGGCUGUCCGAACGCCGAGCUGCAUUCUGCAGAUUGGAUGCUCCAAAGAGCGCGCGCAGCAAGUCAACGAAGAAAGGUUAAGACGAGACGAGGCUGCUGUCCAGCAAGAGGGGAGCGAUGUGCCAAGCGAUUCACCAAGUGAUGCACCAAGCGACACCACAGAGGCGUAUGCGCCGGCAAACUGGGAGAAUCUUGUCUUCCGUCACGAAGAGCCCAAUCCCAUGACUCGCUGGGACAGCCCUCUGUUUACAGUAAUAUGGGACGACGACGAGGAACAAGUAAAGAGAACGUUUGAUUCUCUUUGGGAGGCGAUUGCUGGAGAGGGCCGCAAAGUUAUCAAGCCAAACCAAGCCACAGAGCCACGCGGGCGCGAUGCGAGUGGCGAUUAUUUAUACGUGCUGGAUCGUGAAACACAAGACAUUGUGAAGCGAAUCUUGGAUCAGCAAGGCGACGACGGUGGUGGAGAGGUCAAAGUGCCCCUUGGCACUGGUGGCAAGAAGGAUCUUGUUAUUGAGCUGCCAGCGGCGAGAAAGGUUGGCUUGCCAGAGCUGCAGAGACAUCGUAGGGCCUUCAUGGGACUGAACAGAGGGGGUAUUGGGCUGGAGAAGGUGACGAACAUGGCUGCCGAUUCUCUACGGGAGUCGUUUGUCAACUAUCUGAACAAUACGUUUGAAAGCGAGUAG